AUGACUGGAGAAAAGCUCCUGGCCCGCUCAUUCUUCGCGGAUUUGGAACACGGACGGGUUAGCGCUGGCACUGACCAGGAGGCAUCACGGGCUGGACUAAAGAGAGAGACACAUUGGCCCGGACGGCAGACACGCAGCUCUCCGCGCCUCCGGGUCCGGGCAACUGCUUUAACAACAAAUGACAUUUGUCAAGCCCUGAGAGUCAGACAGCGGCACACUCAAAGAGCAGGGAGGGAGGCCACGCAAGGGGUAGGGCUCCCAGUGGCAUUUCCCUGGCACACACGCACCCACUCACCCCUGCGUGCACUCCUUCCAGAGCCCAAAGUUGGAGACCUGAUUGAGAUUUUCCGCCCUUUCUACAGACACUGGGCCAUCUACGUUGGCGAUGGAUACGUGGUCCACCUGGCACCCCCAAGUGAAAUGGCAGGAGCGGGCGCGGCCAGCAUCAUGUCCACCCUGACUGAGAAGGCCGUGGUGAAAAAAGAGCUGCUGGAUGACGUGGUCGGGAGAGACAGGUACCAGGUCAAUAACAAACACGAUGACAAGUACUCGCCGCUGCCUCCCAGCAAGAUCGUCCAGCGGGCGGAGCAGCUGGUGGGCCAGGAGCUGCCCUACUCGUUGCCCUGUGAGAACUGCGAGCACUUUGUGAACGAGCUGCGCUACGGAGUCGCCCGCAGCGAUCAGGUCAGAGACGCCGUGGUGGCGGCUGGCAUCGCCGGCGUGGGCUUGGCCGCCGUGGGCCUCAUCGGAGUCAUGUUCUCCAGAAACAAGCGGCAGAAGCAAUGAGUGGGAAGGGACCGUCCCAGCAGCAGUGACUUUUGUACACUCAGGGGGUCUUGUCGGGCCGGAGGUGUUGAGGUUUCGGUUUGCGGAUUUCAUGCUGUUUGAUGAUAAGGCUUAUUUUCGCAGGAUAAAAUAA
Messenger RNA from Puma concolor (puma), 919 nucleotides. NCBI's taxonomy places the organism in Eukaryota, Metazoa, Chordata, Mammalia, Carnivora, Felidae. The record is from RefSeq and is a predicted model, not a curated record.